CUGGCUAAUACUUCGUGACAACGGCAGCGGCUGAGAAAUGCCCAUAGGAUGGAACGAGACCUCUGCGCCGGAGAACAGAGCAGAUGUCAGGACCAAAACGCCGGCAGCGCCGGGCUUCCGGGGCGCGCGGCCACGGAGCGCGCGCAUGCGCCAGGCCGGGAGGGCGCUGUCUCACUUCCCCUAGGCCGCACCGCUGGAGUGGUUUGUAGACUUCGGAUUGCCUGGCGCUGGAAUUCUGAGGCUCCUUCUGGAUGAGACCUCAGCUGUCCGUGCAGCAGAAAACCCGGGGUUCCAGCACGGAGUGGGGAGCCAUUACUCCAGAAAUUUACGGAUAUCCAAAAAUGAUUGAGAUUGAACAGGCAGAAGCCCAGCUCUCUGAGCUGGACCUGCUCACCAGUAUGUUCCCCGGUGAGAACGAGCUCCUAGUGAAUGACCAGCUGGCUUUAGCUGAAGUGAAAGAUUGUAUUGAAAAGAGAACGAUGGAUGGACGAUCUUCAAAACUUUACUUUACUAUCAAUAUGAACCUGGACAUAUCUGAGGAAGAAAUGGUGAUGUUUUCUCUGGCCUGUAUUCUUCCCUUUAAAUACCCUGAAGUUCUGCCUGAAAUUACUGUCAGAUCAGUAUCACUAAGUCGAUCCCAGCAGACUCAGCUGAACACAGACCUGACUGCAUACCUGCAAAAGAACUGUCUUGGAGAUGUCUGUAUACUGAAUGCCACAGAGUGGGUUAGAGAACAUGCUUCCGCCUAUAUCAGCAGAGACACCACACCUUCCCCUGCUCCAGGAAGUACAGUCCAACCAGUUGAUCUCAUUCUCACAAGACUGUGGAUCUAUAGCCAUCACAUCUACAACAAGUGCAAAAGAAAGAAUAUUCUAGAGUGGGCAAAGGAGCUUUCCCUGUCUGGAUUUAGCAUGCCUGGGAAACCUGGUGUUGUUUGUGUGGAAGGCCCACAAAGUGCCUGUGAAGAAUUCUGGUCAAGACUCAGAAAGUUAAACUGGAAGAGAAUUUUAAUUCGCCAUCGAGAAGACAUCCCUUUUGAUGGUACAAAUGACAAAAUGGAAAGAGAAAGAAAAUUUUCAUGUUUUGAAGAAAAAGUGUUCAGUGUGAAUGGAGCCAGAGGAAAUCAUAUGGACUUCGGUCAGCUGUAUCAGUUUUUAAACGCCAAAGGAUGUGCGGAUGUCUUCCAGAUGUUCUUUGGUGUGGAAGGACAAUGACUGGGCAGAGGAGUAGUUGAAAAUAUUUUGUCACUGUUGUCUUUUCGACUCUUUCCCCACUCUUUCUUGAAAAAUGAAGUAAUUUUAUUUUAGCCCCCUUUCAGAACGUUGGGGAGGGGGAAAAGGGGAAAAAAAGGUAGUAUAGCUGAAAUGUAUCUCUAAAAAGAUGUCAGAACUGAAAUGA
Suricata suricatta (meerkat) is the source of this 1398-nucleotide messenger RNA. It is a transcript of the gene RWDD2B, whose product is annotated as RWD domain containing 2B. The record is from RefSeq and is a predicted model, not a curated record. The transcript has 5 exons. Bases 252 to 1214 code for a protein of 320 amino acids. Lineage: Eukaryota; Metazoa; Chordata; Mammalia; Carnivora; Herpestidae. Gene Ontology annotation, molecular function: protein binding.